Messenger RNA from Pelobates fuscus (common spadefoot toad), 978 nucleotides. RefSeq names its product zona pellucida binding protein 2 (gene ZPBP2). Gene Ontology annotation, cellular component: extracellular region; acrosomal vesicle; zona pellucida receptor complex. The coding region runs from base 1 to 978 and encodes 325 amino acids. Gene Ontology annotation, biological process: binding of sperm to zona pellucida; acrosome assembly. The transcript is spliced from 7 exons. The record is from RefSeq and is a predicted model, not a curated record. Lineage: Eukaryota; Metazoa; Chordata; Amphibia; Anura; Pelobatidae.
AUGCAACUAAGAAGGAGUCCCAAACCGCCAAAAUCUCCCACAGCGGCCGACCCCAGCUGUCGCCGCAGCCAGACGCCGGUUAAAGACCCGCCCCACGGGCAUGAUCCGACAGUGAAGGUAUAUGUGAAAGUAAAAAUGAAUAGCCCGUACCUCCUCUGCAUGGAUGAAGACACAGCAAACACAGAAUUAAUAGACCCCUACUACCUGUGGAUAGGGCCUAAUGAGAGAAACCUUAAAGGGCAGAUUAACACGGAUAUAACUGAAACAGGAAAGCUAAUGUUGAAGCCUUUUCGUAAAAUCAUGUCGGGUACCUACAGCUGUACACUUUCUUACAGAACCAUCAAUAAUCAUUUUGAAGAAGAACUGACCCUCAAACUAUUUACUUUUUUAGUGCUUGGAUACCGGGAGCCAGAUUACUCAUACCAGAUAAACGUGCGGUACGCCACAUUGGCCUGUCACCAGCUUGCCAACAGCCAAUUUUUCGAGGGUCUUCUCAGUACAGUCAGAGGUCUUAUCGAUGGCCUGACCUGCAAGCUGACAAAUUUUUAUCAUAGUUGUCACGCCAUUAAAGAACCAGAAGAGAAGCUUCAAAACGAACUCUUCCUUUCUUUCAGAGUUGAUCCAUUUGGUAAAGGCUGGGAAGAAAUAUGCAGUGAGGUCAUGUAUGAUUGCGAAGAUGAAACAAAUGCUCGGGUACAGAAGGCUAGAGAUCUCAUCGAGAAAUUCUUCAUUCGGCAGCCGAAUGUCCUAAAAAAUGAAUUUGCAGACCCCACAAAAAUAUAUUAUAUUGAGCACAGUAUUGAGAUUACUCGUAUUGACAAUUGUCGUUCGGGCUUUGGGAAAAACGAGAUCACACACAAUGACUGCGCUAACUGCUGUGUAGUGUGUGAUCCCAAUACAUACAAUUCGAUGAACAAUGCCCACUGUCAAGUCUGCAACGACAUCCAAAUUCCAUACUAUGGAGCAACUACCUGCUAA